ACUGCUUAGGCGAUUUAUGUAGAAUUUGCAGAUGGAGAUGAGUAUUGUUAAGUUACAUAUUACAGCGCUGCUAGCGUUGGCACAAGUUUUGCCCAAAGCUAGUCCCACCUCAACUCCACCGCCUGCUGCCACCACUCUCUUUUCUCCGUCUCCGCGUUACUACUCCGCACCAUUUAAUCCCUCAACCGUAACAGGUUCGUCGAAAGUACCUAAUAUCGUUAUUAUAUUGAUAUGCGUCGUGCCCACCAUAUGCGCUUUUAUCUUCGUUGGACGCAGAUGUUAUAUCAAGAGGAAGAUUAGAGGGGAGGCUCUGGAGAGCGACAAGGAGCUCAACAAAUUGCUUGGCCAAGCUGCUCAGUCGGUUCGCUCAUUUGCAUAUGCAGACCUCAGCGCCGCCACCAACAACUUCAGCGACGCUCAAAAGAUCGGAAGCGGUGGCUUCGGAUGUGUAUACAGAGGCACUUUGCCUGCCACAAACGAAGCUGUGGCUGUGAAAAGAGUAUCUCCAAAUUCCAAGCAAGGUUUCUGGGUUGGUGCCAUCGAAAGGACGAUUUGCUUCUGGUCUACGAAUUGCUCUCAAAUGGAAGCCUGGACAAAUAUUUAUUUGGGGAGACAGAGGAUGCUUUGAAUUGGGAUCGAAGAUACAGUAUAGCCUGUGGCAUAGCCUCGGCUCUGGUUUAUCUUCACGAGGACCGGCAUGAGAGCGUUGUGCACAGAGACAUAAAGGCCAGCAAUGUUAUGCUGGAUUCGAACUUCAAAGCCAAGCUGGGGGAUUUUGGGCUCGCCAGAGUGAUGGAGCGCGAAAAGGGAGGACAUACCACUGCGCCAGCCGGAACAAUUGGGUACAUAGCACCAGAGGCCGUAACAACGGGAAAGGCCACUCGAGAGUCCGACGUGUUCAGCUUUGGAGCCCUGAGUCUCGAAAUUGCAUGUGGAAGACGGCCUGCAGACUGGAGCUUGAUUGAACACAAUUGCAGAGUGGUGGAAUGGGUUUGGCACUUGCAUGGACAGCACAGGAUUCUUGAUGCAGCAGAUGAAAAACUGGGUGGAAAUUUCAAUGGUGAGGAAAUGGAACGGCUUAUGAAAGUGGGAUUGUUGUGUUCUCAUCCCGAUCCAAAUGCCAGACCGACUAUGGAAAACGUGGUGGGUAUAUUGAAAAGAGGAGCAGAGUUGCCCCAUGUUUCUGUAGAAUUUCCUGAGCCUGUGUAUGGUCACCGUCCUCCUGCUGAUAUCACCUCAUCGUCAAUAUCAAUAGUCGAUGGAUUUCUGUGCUCGUCCAGUAAGUUUUCCACCGGCUUAGGAAGCCGUUCCCUAUCACUUUCUGACCCAAAUUAGCUAUACAAUAUGUGUAUUUAUCGGAAUUAUCUCAAGUGAUUGCUCUGUUGGUAAAUGGAAAAAGGUAACGAGCGCUUAUAUAUGUCUUGCAUGUCUGGCCCCUAGCCAUUGAUCAUAUUUUAAUCAAUAUGUGGACCAAUGAUUUAGGGCCAAUUGGCGUGUAUUUUAUAGUAUUCUUCAUCCACUAUGAUGUAAAAUUUGGAGUUGUUGUAUGGCAGAUUUCUAGCUCCAUGAUUUGGAUGUCUCAGAAAGUAAUUAAGAGUUUUUAGAGGGCGAAUAUUUUUUGUAGUGAGGUUACAUUGGCUAAUUUGGUUUUCAUUCUAAUAAGUUGAUUCUUGUAGUAGUUGUAAAA
This is a messenger RNA of Cryptomeria japonica (Japanese cedar), 1687 nucleotides long. RefSeq names its product L-type lectin-domain containing receptor kinase IX.1. Bases 445 to 1335 code for a protein of 296 amino acids. The transcript is spliced from 2 exons. Lineage: Eukaryota; Viridiplantae; Streptophyta; Pinopsida; Cupressales; Cupressaceae. Gene Ontology annotation, cellular component: plasma membrane. Gene Ontology annotation, biological process: protein phosphorylation. Gene Ontology annotation, molecular function: ATP binding; protein kinase activity. The record is from RefSeq and is a predicted model, not a curated record.